UGGUCUGUGAUUGGCAAGUGGGGAUGUCACGUUACAUCAAAGCCAGGCGGUCCUUCCCACCCCGAGCGCUCGUCUCCUCCUGUCGGGACGCCAGGCUGGACUACGUCUCCCAGAAGCCCCUGCGGCGUGGGCGCAAACAAGGAGGGAGCCUUGAAGGUGUGGCUACACCUUCACCCCUAAAACCUGGAGCACCCUGGCAUGCGUAUCACGGGGCGGCCGUUGGCUUUAGGCCCGGUGGACUGGGAAGGUGGCCUGCCUCUGAGACUCCUGAGGCCACAUCUGCCCUUUGUCCCGACCCCAUGGAGCCCCGCUUUCCUGGAAAUACGAAUGAGCUGCGAGGUCUCGCCCUGAACCCAGUGACCGAGGAGGCCACAUUCUUUGACACAAGGCCAACCCUGUGGGCAGAGGCCGAAUCGCUGCUGGAACCCUGGGCCAACGUGACGCUGACAUGCCGGAGCCCCCUGUGGACCCUGGAGUUCGAGCUCUUCAGGGGUGGGGUGGCCCAGGAACUGGUGCACCUGGGUUCACCUGCCACCGAGUACAGAUUCCCGCUGGGAGCAGCGACCGGUGACACCCGGGGCCUCUACCGCUGCCGCUACAGGAUGGAGAGUGGGAGGGCCAGCCUGAGCAACCUCGUGGAGGUGACGGGAGCAGAGCCCCUGCCCCCACCCUUGCUCUCAACCAAGCCCGUGCCCUGGAUCACACCGGGCCUGAACACGACGCUGCUGUGCAUCGGGGGGCUUCGCGGUGUGACCUUCCUGCUGAGGCGGGAAGGCGACGACCAGUUUCUGGAGGUGGCUGAGGCCCCGAAGGACAGGCAGGCCACCUUCCCAGUCCACCGGGCUGGCAACUACAGCUGCAGCUACCGGACCCACGCAUCAGGCGCCCCCUCGGAGCCCAGUGCCACUGUGACCAUAGAGGGGCUGGCCACGCCGCCGCCACCCACGCUGACUCUGGAUAGCGGGUUCGCCGGGCUCCUGCGCCCCGGCUCGCGCGCGACUCUCACCUGCGUGGCGCCCCUGAGCGGGGUGAAAUUCCAGCUGCGGCGGGGCGAGGAGGUGCUGCAGGUACCCAUGGCCAGUACCAGCCCAGACCGCGUCUUCUUCCAGCUGAACACGCUGGCCCCGGGAGACGGCGGUGACUACACGUGCCGCUACCGGCUGCCAGAGGAGCUAGCGCCCUGGUCCUUGGACAGCGCGCCCGCCGAGCUGGUGCUGAGCGACGGGACGCUCCCGGCGCCGGAGCUGUCGGCCGAGCCCGCGACUCUGAGUCCCGAGCCGGGGACGCUGGUGCAGCUGCGGUGCCGGGCCCCCCGCGCCGGCGUGCGCUUCUCCCUGGUGCGCGACGGCGCGGGCCGGCGCCGGGUGCACGGUCUCUUGAGCCCCGCGGGGACGGAGGCCCACUUUGAGCUGCGCGACGUCUCGGCGGUCGACUCGGCCAACUACAGCUGCGUCUACACGGACACGGCGCCGCCCUUCGCGGGCUCCGCGCCCAGCGCGCCCGUGGAGCUGCGCGUGGACGGACCCCUGCCCAGGCCGCGGCUCCGGCCCCUGUGGACGGGGGCCGUGACUCCGGGCCGCGAUGCUGUCCUACGCUGCGAGGGCCACGUGCCCGACGUCUCCUUCCUGCUGCUACGGUCCGGCGAAGAGGAGCCCUCAGCGGUGGCCUGGACCACCCACCCCUCCGCGGACCUCGUGCUGACCUACGUGGGGCCCCAACACGCCGGCAACUACAGCUGCGCCUACCGCUCCAACUGGGCCCACUCCCUGCUGUCCCAGCUCAGCGACCCGGUGGAGCUCCAGGUGGCAGGAAGCUGACCCAGCUGCAGACCCAGGCUGCUGAUGGUAUCCUUGGGAAGUCCUUUCUGCAGUGUGGCUCUGAUUCCUCUUCCUGCAGCUGCAAGCUGGAGUUCCCCUGGGGGGAGAGGGCAGGGACGGCUCUUCCUCAACCAUGCCAGGAAUCAAUAAAUGUGAAGACAGACUUUAAAAAUGUGUCUUUGGCCAAUGGCAGCCCCGGUGCAGGGGGGCUGGAGUCCCAGAGUCGAGGGCAGUGGGCUGGGAUCCUGGGUCUUGAAGGUGGAUGGGCUCCGGGUUGGAUCCUGAGGGCACGCGGGCCGAGGAUUGGCUUCUGGGCCCCCACUUUUCAAGACUGCCUUCUUCUGCCUUCUUCCAUUAAGCUACUCCCCAGUCACCUCUGCCCAGUCCCCAGCAGGUGUGGGUGGGCAGCUUGAGGCUCCAGACAUACCUUGACUGAACUGGGAGGCCGUUCAGAGGCUGCAUUGUGUAGUUCUGUCUCCCCAGCCUGAGUGGCCACCGUGUGGUGGUGCCAGACUGUGUCUCCAACCGGAGGCCAGGUCUCCCACAUCAGAGCUUGGAGCUGUGGGAGGAGUGGGAGUCCUGUCCUUCCCCACUGUCCCUCGAGAUUCUGAGCCCCCUUUGCCCCACCCGAGGCCCUCCUGGACUGUUGCCCAGCCCGUGCCUGGAGCUUGGCCCUCGAGGUGCUGGCAUACAGCAGUUGUGUAUUAGGCUAGCAGUAUCAACUAAUAC
Messenger RNA from Physeter macrocephalus (sperm whale), 2546 nucleotides. Its product is annotated as alpha-1B-glycoprotein-like. The coding region runs from base 24 to 1817 and encodes 597 amino acids. The record is from RefSeq and is a predicted model, not a curated record. The transcript is spliced from 10 exons. NCBI's taxonomy places the organism in Eukaryota, Metazoa, Chordata, Mammalia, Artiodactyla, Physeteridae. Gene Ontology annotation, cellular component: plasma membrane.